This is a messenger RNA of Bicyclus anynana (squinting bush brown), 562 nucleotides long. RefSeq names its product 2-iminobutanoate/2-iminopropanoate deaminase-like. The transcript has 3 exons. Gene Ontology annotation, molecular function: deaminase activity. The coding region runs from base 1 to 453 and encodes 150 amino acids. Lineage: Eukaryota; Metazoa; Arthropoda; Insecta; Lepidoptera; Nymphalidae. Gene Ontology annotation, cellular component: cytosol. The record is from RefSeq and is a predicted model, not a curated record.
AUGUCUGAGACAGUUGCAAAACGGCAUAAAGUAACAAAAAUCAUAGUUUCGUCUCCUCACAUCUACAAACCGGUUGGACCUUACAGUCAAGCAAUAUUAGUAGACCAUACUCUAUACAUCUCUGGAGUACUAGGACUGGACCCACAAGCAAAGUUGGUGGACGGUGGUGCUGAAAACGAAGUACGCCAGGCUUUGAAUAACUUGAAACACGUCUUGGAAGCUGGUGGGUCUUCCCUUGAAGCUGUUGUCAAGACAACCAUUCUACUUGGAAAUAUAGACGACUUCAAAACUGUUAACGAAAUAUAUGGUCAAUUUUUCACCAGAGACUGUCCAGCCCGAGCAACAUUUCAAGUGGGAAAAUUACCCCUUGGCGCUGCAGUGGAGAUUGAAGCCAUAGCUUUGAGUGGAGAUUUGACUAUAGCAGAGGCCGGACCAUGUCCUUGUUCAAAAUAAUAUUCCAACUAAAUAAAAAUACAAAAAAAUCAUGUUUGUGACACCCAAGGGAAGUUAUUUACGUAAUACUUGUCAAAGUCAGAUUACAACCCUAACAGUUUUUUUUUAA